AUGAACAUUCUGGUCGUCAACGACGACGGUCCGCCGUCGCAGCACGCAUCGCCAUACGUGCACAGCCUGGUGCGCGAGCUGCAAGCGUCGGGACAUCGAGUAUCGGUGUGUCUGCCGCACACGCAGCGAUCGUGGAUCGGCAAGGCGCACAUCAUCGGGCAGACGGUAGAGCCGACGUACUACCGGCCGCCAGGGUCGAAGGCGACGCCGGCGGGCCUAGCACCAGCGGCAGGCGAGGCGGACAACGGGGGCACCGUGCAUGAGCGGCCGUGGGACGGAGGCCAAGACAAGCCGGAGGAAUGGGUGCUGGUGAACGGGACGCCGGCAUCGUGUGUGCAGAUCGGGCUGCACCACGUCUUCCGGUCGCGCGGCCCAUUCGAUCUCGUCGUCAGCGGGCCCAACUACGGCCGCAACACGACGGCAGUCUUUGCACUCAGCAGCGGCACGCUGGGCGGCGCGCUCGAGGCAGCUGCCUGCGGCGUCCGGGCGAUCGCGGUAUCGUUUGCCUUUUUCAAGCGCGACACGGACCACGAUCGUGCCGUAGUGGCCGAGGCCAGCCGUCACGCCGUGCGCGUCAUCACGGCCCUGGCGGCGGCCUGGCCGGCUGAUGGCAGUGUCGACCUCUACAGCGUCAACGUGCCGCUGGUCGCCGGCGUGGCCGGUCACAAGACCGUCUGGGCACCGGUGCUGCAGAACUAUUGGCGGCACAGCGCCUGCUUCGUGGAGGUGGCCGGUGCCAGUGCCAGUGCUAUCGACGGCGAGGCCUCGCAGGCCGAGGAGAAGCUGCGCGAGGGCGACGGCGGCGAGGCGUCGGCCAGGCCCCAGAUCGAGACCAAGACCGAAGCCAAGACCGAGACCGACGGCGACUGCAACAGCCUCCGACACAGCCUCUACAAGUGGCAGCCGCGGUUCGACGACGUGUACCAGAGCGUCGAGGAUGCACCGGCCGGCAAUGAUGGCUGGGCCGUCCGCGAGGGACUGACGAGCGUCUCUCCACUCAAGGCCAACUUCUUCCAGGCAGCCACCGAGCUGCACGGGACCGAGCUUCAGCUGGAUGCCAUUCUCCAGCCAGAGCCAAAGCCGCUCUGCGCCCUGAUCGCCUACGAGGAUCCCUACGUGCAGCCGAUCCUGCUAGACGCCGUGCGCGCGGCUGUGCCGUCGGGCUAUCGCCUGCAGCUGCUGCCAGCCAGCCAAGCGGUCGACGAGGAGCCCGCAUCGCUCGAGGCCAGCCUGGCGAUGGCCGGUGCUCUUUGUCCCGGAUCUGCGCCCCCGCCGAUCGUGCAGGUGGCCGCAUACGAGGCCGUCGAUUUUGCGUACGCGGCCGCCCAUCCGUCGUCGGUCCGGAUCAACAGCUACGUCUUCCGCAAGGCGCUCAUUCGCAAGCAUUUUCUCGCCUCCACGGUCGAACACUGGGUGGCCAAGCGGCCAACAUCGAUGCUGGCCCGCCACGUGCGGCGCACCGAGUCGUUCGAGGUCGACUACGCCGAAUUCCUCGACGACGCCCUGGUCGAGGCCUUUGACCUGCGCGCCAGCCUCGAGGCCAAUGACGGCUUGCCACCCGAUCGCCGCGCCUGGUGGAUCCUGAAGCCGAGCAUGAGCGAUCGCGGCCAGGGCAUCCGGCUGUUCAGCACCAUGGACGAGCUGCAGGCUGUCUUUGACGGCUGGGAGGGGGAGGAGAGCGACGAUGACGAUGAUGACGACGACGACGACGACGAUGGAGACGACAGUCAAGAAAACAACAACAUCACCACCUCACACCUUCGCCACUUUGUCGCCCAGCCCUACAUCCAUCCCCCGCUGCUGCUGCCAGCUACCGACGGCCGCAAGUUCCAUGUCCGCGUCUACGUCCUCUGCGUCGGCGCCCUGCAGGUCUACGUCUGCCGCGAUAUGCUGGCUCUCUUUGCCGCCGCCGCCUAUCAGCCGCCGUGGGUCGGUGCCGCGGAUGGCAGCAGCGAAGACGACGUCGACGAUGCUGACCGUCUGGCUCGCCACCUCACCAACACCUGUCUCCAGGACGAGGCUGACAAGGGCGACGCCGUCCGUCUGUUCUGGGACCUCGACUUUUCGUCUUCGUCUUCGUCUUCGUCCGCCAUCUUCGACCAGAUCUGCCGCGUCACCGGCGAGCUGUUCGAAGCUGCUGCUGUCGGCAUGCCCAUCCACUUCCAGCCGCUGCCGCACGCCUUUGAGGUCUACGGCCUCGACUUUCUCAUCGGCCUCGACCCCGACGACAACGACCGCGCGACCGCCUACCUGCUCGAGGUCAACGCCUUCCCUGACUUCCGCCAGACCGGGGCUGCCCUGCAGUCUGUCGUCGCCCAGUUCUGGUCCGACACACUACGCCUGGUCGUGCGUCGGCUCCUGGGCGACGACGACGACGACGCCGGCCGUCUCGGACUGCUCGUGCUUGUCAAGAACCUCGACCUGGGUCGGCGGUGA
Molecule: messenger RNA, 2436 nt
Organism: Grosmannia clavigera kw1407
Lineage: Eukaryota; Fungi; Ascomycota; Sordariomycetes; Ophiostomatales; Ophiostomataceae
Product: tubulin-tyrosine ligase family protein
Exons: 3
Coding region: 1-2436 (811 amino acids)
Biological process (GO): protein modification process
Cellular component (GO): P-body
Molecular function (GO): hydrolase activity
Source: RefSeq, a predicted model, not a curated record